UUUUGUUGUUAUUGUCUUUUCCGCACGGCACUCGAACAACGUAAACAAAUGUAUAAAUGCAUGUGAUUUUGGCGAGCUUGUAACUUUUCGUAAAGAGACGCGCGGGGUGACGACACUCACAUUAAGCGUGAAUUCCGCGGGGCCAAGUGUAUAUAUUUAACUUUUUGAGGAGCCCAAGCAAAAUAAAAGUGAAUCCGAGCAAUUACGGCGAAGUAAAACGGGUGCCAAUGAUUGCUACUACGCAAUAGAAAAGUAAUUUAUCAAACGUUUUGUUUCGCCACAAAACAAAAGCCAAUAUAAACGAAACCGAAAGUUGUGGUUAUUCGCCAUCAUAAAGUUGAUAAGAGCACGUUAACCUAUUCCGACUGCAAGCAAAAACGCUGGCUCAACUCGUCGUACACUGCAUAAUUCCCAUUGAAAGUCACAGGACAUGACCAGGCUGUUGUGACUGAAGAAUCUUAGUUCCAGCACAAAACCUCAAAUAAAUACCCAAAGCAAGUCGGUUAAAAAUGACCACUAACGGUAGCUUCUUCGAUGAACACUUCGCCAUGAUAUACUCAAACAUUAUGGAUCAGUACAUGCCAGAGUACUUUAAAAGCUUUCAGUAUACGCCAUGGGUUUUCUCUUUGUUGGGAUCGGUGGUCAUCGGUCUAAGUGGCAUAUUUCCGCUAAUCAUCAUUCCCACGGAGGAAAAGAUGGCGAAAGAAGGAUACAAAGAUCCUGCGGAAUCAAAACUCCUGCGAGUUCUCCUGAGUUUUGCAGUCGGUGGAUUGCUGGGUGAUGUUUUCCUCCAUUUAUUACCAGAAGCGUGGGAAGGUGAUCAGCAAGAUCCAUCUAGCCACCCAUCACUGCGCUCGGGCCUUUGGGUUCUUUCCGGAAUACUCAUCUUUACAAUCGUGGAGAAAAUCUUCUCCGGAUAUGCCAGUGCGGACGAAGAGAACCCCCAACCCAAGUGCGUUGAGAUUGCCAACUGCCUGUUGCGCAGACAUGGAGGACAAUUGCCCGAAGGAGAGACCGCUGAGAGUUGCGGAGGCGCCUGCGAUAUUGAAGAUGUGGAUAAGGUGUGCUUCCUUCGCGAAAGAGAACUUAAGUCAAAGGAGAAGAAGGAACAGCCUAAAAAAGUGGCUGGAUAUCUCAACCUUUUGGCCAACUCAAUUGAUAAUUUUACACAUGGUCUAGCCGUAGCUGGUUCCUUUUUGGUUUCCUUCAGGCAUGGAGUGCUGGCUACAUUUGCCAUUCUGUUACAUGAAAUUCCUCACGAAGUGGGAGACUUCGCCAUCCUGCUUCGAUCCGGAUUCAGUCGCUGGGACGCCGCGCGUGCGCAGCUUCUGACGGCAGGUGCUGGCCUUCUGGGUGCUUUAGUGGCCAUCGGAGGUUCCGGCGUAACGUCGGCCAUGGAGGCACGUACUUCGUGGAUCAUGCCGUUCACUGCUGGCGGUUUUCUGCACAUUGCUCUGGUCACAGUAUUACCUGAUCUCUUGAAGGAAGAGGAGCGAAAGGAGUCAAUUAAGCAGCUGCUCGCGCUGAUCUUCGGCAUUGCGUUAAUGGCCGUGAUGACCAUGCUAUUCGAACAUUAGGAACUAUAGAUGACAGCAGUAUAAGAUGAAAAUUCAAUCCCAAACAGUUUUAGAUCGCUAUUUUAAAAUUGUCAUUGGCAGUUCCAAAAUUACAUGAAUUUGUUGUACUUUAUGGGAUUCAUUAUCCUGCCUGCGUUAUGUAAUUAUAGCCAAUAUGAAUGAUA
Molecule: messenger RNA, 1741 nt
Organism: Drosophila ficusphila
Lineage: Eukaryota; Metazoa; Arthropoda; Insecta; Diptera; Drosophilidae
Gene: Zip99C
Product: zinc transporter ZIP13 homolog
Exons: 6
Coding region: 510-1577 (355 amino acids)
Biological process (GO): intracellular zinc ion homeostasis; zinc ion transmembrane transport
Cellular component (GO): membrane
Molecular function (GO): zinc ion transmembrane transporter activity
Source: RefSeq, a predicted model, not a curated record